CGGAAUUCCACAAGCUGAAAUUCGGGCGUGUGAAUAGACCCUAAGUAGCCAAGAAUUUCCCAUGUCGACCAAUGUGGUUAUUCACUUGAUUUUUGAUGGUAACUAAUUUUGGUGCAAUCUAUUAUUCAAGUAUUAGUAAAAGAUUUGUUUGUUACUUAAGGGAUGGUAGGUUCCCCAAAUAUGAAAUGAGAACAGGAUUCCCCCUAUGUGUGUGCAUUACCAUGUACACUAUGAGCACUGAUAUAGUACUGUAUACUGAUGGAGACUGCUAAUUCCCCUGCACAGUCCAGCCUGUGUGUUUGUAUAAGUAGCCUGUUGUCUGGGGCAUCUUUCCAGCCCUAUUCCUGUGAGAGUGUGAGGCCAGAAGUGGGUGGAAGAUCUGCCGGGGUCCAUCUGCUGCCAGAUCCAGCUGCUCGCUUCUGCCCAUAGCAACCCCUCUGCCCCCAUCAUCUGCAACCUGUGCCCCCUCCCCUGUGUGUCUCCCACCCAUCUCCCUUCUCUAUGAUCAUACAUUGCAUAACUUGUGUUCUCCCUCCCACCUCUGCUGUCUCUCUACUCACUGUCUCAUUCCAUAGAACCUUGCAUUAGACGUUGCGUUAGGUGCCCCCAUUCCUCCUCUCUCAGUCCAGCAGAGGAACAAAUUAUACCCUUUACACCCCCCUACCUUGCCUCCUCCUCUUUGGUCAUCUAUCUGUCAUCCUCAGACGUGACCUUCACAUCUUCAAGAUGCAGCCAAGGAGCCAGGUCUUUUUGGCACCAGCUGUUCUGAUGUUGUUUCUUGGAAUAUUGAUUGUCAGCUCAGAGGGUUCCAAACCCAUAAAGCGAGCACCACCAAAGACCAAGGGUUGUGCCGAACGGCAAGAGGAGGUGCUAGAGCAGAUGUAUGGACACCUGGCGGCUGGCAUGCUUAGUGCCUAUCACCACACACUGCAGCUUCAGCCACUUGAAAAGGAGAACAUCAGCUGCCCAGCUGGGACCCGGGGCAGAGCUCCAGGGGAGAGUAAGCAGCGACUACCAGUCAAUAUCCACAGCAUAUCCCCGUGGGCAUACAGGAUAACCUAUAACCCCACACGGUAUCCCAAAUACAUCCCAGAAGCUUAUUGUCUCUGUAAGGGCUGCUUGACUGGACCCUAUGGAGAGGAGAACUUUAACUUCCGCUCUACCCCAGUCUACAUGCCUACCGUCAUCCUCCGCCGCACGUCUUCAUGCACUGGUGGCCGCUAUGUCUAUGUGGAGGACUAUAUCACUAUCCCAGUGGGCUGCACUUGUGUACCAGAAUCGGAGAAGGACCCAGAGGCGGACAGUGUCAAUUCUAGUCUUGAGAAAGAAAAGUUCAAAGUGUCUAUAAAUAAAAGUGAGAAGCCGUCGUCCAACUGAGCAGCGGAGUUCUGUGUGAAACCAUGUGUGGACAUUGUUGGUCUUGGACAACUCUUCAUGAUUUCUCUACAGGUAUAAUGGAGGUAGGAUGCCCUAGAGUGAAUAUAAGCUCUUGAGGAGGGCCCAGAAUUGUGCUGCACUGUAAAGCAGGGUUAUAGAGGACAUGUAUAGUAAUAAUAUGUAAAUCUAUCUGAACUGGAGUGAGGACCAUAACAUUAAGCGAUCAGUCAUGGAUGAAUGGAAAGUGUCUACAAUGGACUCUAAUGGCAGUCACACAUGUCUUCUGGUAUUCCAGUCAGUUUGUAAACAUUUCAGCACCCUUUAUGCACAGAUUUGACCUUAAAGGGGUACUCCGCUGCCCCAGCAUUUGGAACAUUUUGUUCCAAACGCUUGGAGCGGCCGGCGGGGGUCUUGAAGUAAAGACCGCACUUCCUCGUGAUGUCACGUCUCCUCAAUGCAAGUCUGUGUGAGGGGGCGUGGCAGCCACCACGCCCCCUCCCAUGGACUUGCAUUGAGGGGACGUGUCGUGACGUCACAACCCCGCUGCCCGCAACCAGAGUUCUAAGCAUUCGCCAGGUGCUGCACAAAGAUCGCGGGGGUCCCGACGCAAUCAGACAGAUGUCUAGGGGCGAAGUACCUUUAACCUACAUCCUAAAAGUAGAUAACGAGAACUAAAAAAAAAAUUAGAUCCUCUUUUUAUUAAUGAAAACAAUCCAAUAUCACUUCAACAUAAGUAUCUGCUAUGAACCCCUUGUGUAUCUAAAUGUUUCUGGUAAUUGUAGAUUAGUCCUGCACAUCGGCUUAAAGGAAUUUUACCCCAUUCUUCCAUAUAAAACAGCUUUAACCCUUAAGGACGCAGGACGUAAAUGUACGUCCUGGUGAGGUGGUACUUAACGCACCAGGAUGUACAUUUACGUCCUAAGCAUAACUGCGGGCAUCGGAGCGAUGCCCGUGUCAUGCGCGGCUGAUCCCGGCUGCUAAUCGCAGCCAGGGACCCGCCGGCAAUGGCCGACGCCCGCGAUCUCGCGGGCGUCCGCCAUUAACCCCUCAGGUGCCGGGAUCAAUACAGAUCCACGAUUUAAAUGAACGAUCGGAUCGCCCGCAGCGCUGCUACGGGGAUCCGAUCAUUCAUGACGCCGCACGGAGGUCCCCUCUCCUUCCUCCGUGCGGCUCCCGGCAUCUCCUGCUCUGGUCUGUGAUCGAGCUGACCAGAGCAGGAGAUGACCGAUAACACUGAUCUGUUCUAUGUCCUAUACAUAGAACAGAUCAGUAUUAGCAAUCAUGGUAUUGCUAUGAAUAGUCCCCUAUUCAAGUGUAAAAAAAAUUUAAAAAAAAUGUAAAAGUAAAAGUAAAAAAAAAGUGAAAAAUCCCCUCCCCCAAUAAAAAAGUAAAACGUCCGUUUUUUCCUAUUUUACCUCCAAAAAGCGUAAAAAACAUUUUUUAUAGACAUAUUUGGUAUCGCCGCGUGCGUAAAUGUCCGAACUAUUAAAAUAAAAUGUUAAUUAUCCGUACGGUGAACGGCGUGAACGAAAAAAAAUAAAAAAAGUCCAAAAUUCCUACUUUUUUAAUACAUUUUAUUUAAAAAAUGUUUUAAAAAAAUGUAUUAAAAGUUUUUUAUAUGCAAAUGUGGUAUCAAAAAAAAGUACAGAUCAUGGCGCAAAAAAUGAGCCCCCAUACCGCCACUUAUACGGAAAAAUAAAAAAGUUAGAGGUCAUCAAAAUAAAGGGAUUAUAAACGUACUAAUUUGGUUAAAAAGUUUGUGAUUUUUUUUAAGCGCAACAAUAAUAUAAAAGUAUAUAAUAAUGGGUAUCAUUUUAAUCGUAUUGACCCUCAGAAUAAAGAACACACGUCACUUUUACCAUAAAUUGUACGGCGUGAAAACAAAACCUUCCAAAAUUAGCAAAAUUGCGUUUUUCGUUUUAAUUUCCCCACAAAAAUAGUGUUUUUUGGUUGCGCCAUACAUUUUAUGAUAUAAUGAGUUAUGUCAUUACAAAGGACAACUGGUCGCGCAAAAAACAAGCCCUCAUACUAGUCUGUGGAUGAAAAUAUAAAAGAGUUAUGAUUUUUAGAAGGCGAGGAGGAAAAAAGGAAAACGUAAAAAUUAAAUUGUCUGAGUCCUUAAGGCCAAAAUGGGCUGAGUCCUUAAGGGGUUAACUCUGUUAUGUACUGACAUUUUCUUUAAAAGUUUGAUGGUAUAAUUCAGAAUUCAUCAUUCCAUAAAUGAUAGCAAGCUGUCCUGGUCUAGAUGCAGCAAAACAGGUCCAAACCAUGAUACUUCUACCACAGUUUUUUCCUGAUAGUGUGAGGUUUUAUUGGAAUGCAGCAUUUUCCUUUUUCCAAACAAAAUGCUUCUCAUUAUAACCAAAAAAGCUUUACUGUAGCCUCAUAUGUCCACAAAACAUUGUUCCAAUAGCCUUGUGGCUUGUGCAAGUGAUCUUUAGCAAACUGCAGAUAGGCAGCAAUGUUGUUUUUGGGGAGUAGCUUUCUCCCUGCAAUCCUGUCAUGCACACUAUUAUUUUUAUGUGUCCUCCUGAUGGUGGCAAUUAAUUGACUGAUACAGGCAAUUAAAAUCAUGGAACAAUUACGUCCCUUGGUCCUCAAAGGGUUAAGCUUAAAGUGUACCUGUUGUCAACAAAAACUUUUCAUAUAAUGUAGAUAAUAACAUUAUAUGUAUAUUUGCAAUUUACAUUGGUUAAAAAAUGUGUAUAUUUUUGGGUAAAAAAAAUGCUGUCCCUGCAGCUAUUGUAUGUGUGUCUCUGUGAGGAGUCCAAAUACAGGAAGUGAGAGCGGAACAAGCAGGGCUGGUGCAGGCUCCUGGCUUGUCAAUCAUUUUGCUGUAUGAGCCAGGAGCAUGUCAUGGAGUGUACAGAGCCCUGCUUGUACUCUGUGCACAGAGCCCUGCUUGUCCUCAGUGUACAGAGCCCUGCUUGUCCUCAGUGUACAGAGCCCUGCUUGUCCUCAGUGUACAGAGCCCUGCUUGUCCUCAGUGUACAGAACCCUGCUUGUCCUCAGUAUACAGAGCCCUGCAUGUCCUCAGUGUACAGAAUCCUGCUUGUCCUCAGUGCAGAAAGCCCUGCUUUUCCUCAGUGUACAGAAUCCUGCUUGUCCUCAGUGUACAGAGCCCUGCUUGUCCUCAGUGUACAGAGCCCUGUUUGUCCUCAGUGGACAGAGCCCUGCUUGUCCUCAGUGCACAGAACCCUGCUUGUCCUCAGUUCACAGAGCCCUGCUUGUACUCAGUGUACAGAGCAAUGCUUGUCCUCAGUGUACAGAGCCCUGCUUGUCCACCCUCACUUCCUGUAUUUGGACUCCUCAUAGAGACACACAGGCAAUAGCUGCAGGGAAAAAAAUAUACAUAUUUUUUACCAAUGUAUAUUACAAAUAUACAUAUAAUGACAUUAUCCAUAUCAUAUAAAAAGUUAUUGUUGAUGACAGGUACCCUUAAAGUGAAGAAGGGCUUUUAGUUACCUUGGGUUCCUUUGUAACCUUACUGAUUAUUAAACUCCUUGUUCUAGGUUUGCUCUUUGUUGGCUGAGCACUCCUGGGGAGGGUAAUAAAGCAACCGGCUCAGCUUUCAUAUCUUAAGUUCUGAUUGGUUCUGGCUGUGAUUGGUUGUUGUGGGCCAAACCAGAUAGUUUUGGUUUCAGACAGAUUGAUAAAUCGGGGCUAAUUAGUCUGACUGCGGGUUGAUGGAGUCAAAAUUAUUUAGAGAUGGGUUUAUAACCUUUUCCAGCCUGAUGAGCAUCACCAAGUCUUCUUCUAAGGUCCCCAAAAAUCUAUUUGGUUUGUGCCAUGAUACACUUCACAAACGUGUGUUUAGACUAUGUUAAGACUUGAUAGAUCCCCCCCCAUCACCCAUCUACACCUGAUUGCCACCCCAUAUCUGUUAAUCCUAAAGGUUCACAUACUUUUGCCAAAUAUGUGGUAUUGGAUCAUUUGUCUAACUAAAAAAAAAGUCUGAUAUUUUUGACUCAUUUGGUUCCCUUUAUCUACGUUUAGGACUUUUGUGAAAAUCUUAUAUUUUAGGUUGAAUUUAUGUAGAAAUAUGAAAAAGAAAAAAAAAGACUAAAGGUUUCACAAACUUUCAAGCUUUAAGUUUUCCAGUUGGUUGAAAGAAAGACUAUCCACAAUGAGUAUUAUGACCAUAUACACUCCAUCUACAUGAUACACCAACAGAUUUUGCAUUUAUAUAUGCUGGUGGGGGAGGUUUAACUGCAGAAUUUUCUUUAUGUUAUUAAUAACAUUAAAGGUAAGUCCACCUCUAUCAACCAGGUCUUAUUUUUCCAAUACAUCUAAAAUAAAAUAUGAAGUUUCCUAUACUAAAUAUUUACUAUCGUUUUGUGUUGACAUUUCCAAAGCAAACCUGUGUGUCUCCAUGGUUACAGACUACAAACCAUCCCAGUGUAGUCAGAAUGUGUAAUUAUACUCCUUUUUAUCUCUCCCCUUGUACUUCAUAAAAUGCAUUUAAAAGGUUAGCAAAAAUAACAGGGAUCUGUUGUAUCUUGUAAUGGAGGUACAUGGCCAGCAUAGGAGCUGCACACACAGGAUAGGUAGAUAUUUGGAUGACAGAUGUGUGACUAUUUCCUCAUAUUGUACAAUUCCAGUUUGGCCGCAGCAUAUCAGUUUUCAGAAAAAUUACUCCGAGGUGUCAUUGAAUGGCUGAUGGCUCCCUGUUCUAGAAUAUGUUGUAUGAACUUCAUACGCUUCAGGAGGUGUUAGCUACAUAUAAAAAGUUUCAAAAGUAAAUAAACAAAUCUUAAUAUGUGCAGCAUUUUUUAAUAUAUUUAUAUAUAUAUGGUGGUGGGCUGCAACAUUAAAACCACUGACAAGAGAAUUGCACAGCAUCGACCAUCUCAUUAUAAUGGUCAUAGUGUGGUAUAUAUCAGGCAGUAAGUGAACAGUCAGUUCUUGUUAGUGUCUGUGUUAGAAGCAUGAGAAAUGGACAAGUGUAAGGCUAAGUUCAGACUACGGAAUUUCCGACAGAAAUUCAGUCGUAAAAUUUUCAUCUGAAAUUUCGCUUGCUAAAAUGUAAAGUGUAGUGAAUGGUUUUCCGUUCACAAAUUCACACUUCGGAAUUUGUGAAGCGGAAAAUCCGCUUAGUAAAUCCGCUUAGAAAUUUCCGCCUGAAGAAAGGCGGUGUUCUUUCUUCAGGCGGAAUUCCUCGCGGAACAAAUUGCAGUCUAUGGGAGACUGCAGUGUCCGCACGGUCCUAGCGCCGACUUAUUCAGUCGGCGCAGGCGGAACUCAGAAUCUCUGGGCGGAAAAUUUCUGCACGGAGAUUCCGUAGUCUGAACCUAGCCUAAGGGGCAAAUUGUGUUGGCAACACAACUGGAUCAGAGCCUCUCCAAAACUGCAGGUCUUAUGAGGUGUUCCCAGGUAGUAAUGAGUGGCAUAGGCCAUAUUCAAAUUUGCGAUAUUUCGCGAAUAUAUGGAUGAAUAUUCGUUGCAUAUUCGUUAUAUUCGUUUUUUGCGCAUAUGCUAAAAUAUAUGCGCAUAUUUGCGAAUAUUGAGCCC
Messenger RNA from Hyla sarda, 6888 nucleotides. RefSeq names its product interleukin 17D (gene IL17D). The record is from RefSeq and is a predicted model, not a curated record. The transcript is spliced from 3 exons. Gene Ontology annotation, biological process: inflammatory response. Gene Ontology annotation, molecular function: cytokine activity. NCBI's taxonomy places the organism in Eukaryota, Metazoa, Chordata, Amphibia, Anura, Hylidae. Gene Ontology annotation, cellular component: extracellular region. The coding region runs from base 727 to 1377 and encodes 216 amino acids.